Molecule: messenger RNA, 1932 nt
Organism: Penicillium mononematosum
Lineage: Eukaryota; Fungi; Ascomycota; Eurotiomycetes; Eurotiales; Aspergillaceae
Product: shugoshin family protein
Exons: 4
Coding region: 1-1932 (643 amino acids)
Biological process (GO): meiotic chromosome segregation
Cellular component (GO): nucleus; chromosome, centromeric region
Source: RefSeq, a predicted model, not a curated record
AUGGCUCGGUUGAAUGACUAUGCGGCUCCUGCCGAGUCCAUUGAUGCGUUGAAGCGACGAUUUGUGCGACAAAACCGCGAGAUCGCAAGGGUGAAUUCCUUGCAAUCUCUCCGUAUUCGCAGCCUAGAGUCAGAAGUAUCGCAUCUACUUUCGGAGAAUGUGUCGCUUCGCAAACAGGUCAUCAAUCUCACCCAGGAAACCGAAAGAUUGGAAGCAGGGAAAAUGCUGCACAGUGGAAUAUACGACAUCAAACACAAGCUAGAUGCCAAACUAGCCGAGUUGAGCAAUUUGGCGGCAGAUUUGGGUUCGUUGCCCCGCAAGGUGGGCAAGCUCUGCGACGAUCAGCUCGAUAGGCCAAAGCAGGCGGAGUCCAGACCUAGGACAGAAGGCAUGAUGGAAGGCGAAGAUGGAAGGCUCCCUGCCAUUGUUGAGGACAAAUAUUAUCCUCGGCGGACUCUAGAGCCCCAGGAGCUCAAUAGCCUGGUCCAUGACGACCACAGCAUUUUAGAUUCUCCGCCACAGUUCAGCUUUAUGCCGGAGGAAGGGGAUGCACGCAUCGAACAUUCAAGUCCAUCGCCACCAGAAUCAACAUUCAGGAGCCAAAUAGGAAAGGAUACCCCCGAAGAACCCGAAGAACCCGAGCCUUUACUUCCUCCAACCCUCGAGACACGCAAGAAGAAAAAGAACCCAGGUUCGAUUGUUGCGCCAGAAAUUAGCCCCGCGCAAACAGAUCGGCAGCCAAGUCCACCCAUCAAUACUACUCAGCAUGCAAAAUCGGUUUCAACAAAGCGCAAAUACACACCCGAAGACGAUGACAGAUUCGCACCCAACCUUAUUGCCGACGAUGACGAAUUCCAAUUCACCCGGCCCAGUCACAGCCCCAAAAAGCGAACAACACCAUUCGAAGAUACACAGCGAGACCAGUCACUCACUGAAAGCCAGGUCGAGGUGACAAGAGGUUCAAAAACUCCCGUCUUGUCUAUGCGGAAGGUCCUCGAGCCAAAGAGUGCAAAUUCAAAUCUAGGCUCUCCCAAGAAGGCCCGCAUGUCUUCGCACCAGGACUCUAAGCUUCUGCAAAUGUCCACUAAGGGUGACGAGAAUAGCAACUCGCCCCAGAAAGUGAAGGAUGUCGAGAAAAUCGGUGGCAAGACUGUCAAUCAAAAGCCGCGCGUGUCCAGAAUCGCCCCUUCAAACAAAGAAAAGCGCGCCAAUCAGUUUGCCCCUCCCCAGCUAAAUGAGCCAACGCCACACCAGCCAGCAAUGUCACCACAUCCGAACGCAAUGAAGACGGAGGAAGAAUCUGCAGUUCGGCCUUCCCGGCGUCGUGGUGCUGUGGUUAGCUAUGCAGAGCCUAACCUCCGGGACAAGAUGCGCCGCCCUACCAAGGAAAUGAUCGAUGCUGUUGCACUUGGAUCGCGAAGGUCCUCUAGUUUCCAGGCAAGUCGAGAAAGCUUGGACGGUGGAGGAGAGGGUGGCCACACCCAGUCUCAUGGCAGCCUCCCAGCUGAUUUCACUCUGGCGCAGAGCUCAGAUCUGUUCUCCGCAGAUGGAUCUUCAGAACAGCUGCUAGCAAUGGUCUCCCGGAGAAAACGCAAGGUGUCAGCGAACCCAAAGGACGACAACGAUGCGGCGAAUCCAAGUUCUGGCCUCAAGAAUGAGAUUGAGGACAGCCUCGCAGAUAUCUCGGCCCAAGUGUCUCAAAAGCCAUUAAAUUCAAGGCGUCAGACUCGACGUCACUCGUCAAACCCCAAGAGUACAACUGGAAACAUGGCACAAUACGAUGUGGACCAGGUUGACCUGCAAUCCCCAACUGGUGACUCUCCAGAAGACGAGGACUCAUUUGGGCCGGGACCAAACAGUUCGACAAUGGACACCAAUGACGUCAGACGUGGCCAGCGCGUUGCUGCAAGAAGAAAAAGCAUGAUGGUAUGA